Messenger RNA from Dendrobium catenatum, 3960 nucleotides. Its product is annotated as TNF receptor-associated factor homolog 1a-like. Gene Ontology annotation, molecular function: protein binding. The transcript has 14 exons. The record is from RefSeq and is a predicted model, not a curated record. NCBI's taxonomy places the organism in Eukaryota, Viridiplantae, Streptophyta, Magnoliopsida, Asparagales, Orchidaceae. Bases 248 to 3508 code for a protein of 1086 amino acids.
AAGCGAAGCUUAGGAGAUGCCCCAAUUUCGUCGCUCUUCUCAUGCUGAAGGCGUCUUCUCAAAUCUCCUCUUUUCAUCAUCUUCUCCCAAUCUUCUCUCUAUAUCUCGCUUUAGUUUUCGAAGGAGGGUGGGGAAGGCUUUUGCUUUUAACCAGCCAUCAACUGGCACUCAAACCGCGGCAGAGCCGCAGGCAUAGGCAAAGGCGGGGAGAAUAAUUAGUUUAGUUUGAAUAAAGUUGGUUUGAGUAAUGGACGCGAGUUUCACCGAGGAUUAUGGAACGGGUGCUAUGUCGUCUCAUGCGGAGGGCAUGUCAGUUGGGCAGCGAUGCCAAUCCGUUGAUUCUCUUGCAGAAUGGCGUUCCAGCGAGCAAUUGGAAAAUGGAACGCCUUCCACUUCACCCUCUUUUUGGGACACUGAUGAUGAUGAUUGUGGACCCAGACCUUCUGAGCUUUAUGGGAAAUUUACUUGGAAGAUUGAAAAUUAUUCACAAAUAAACAAACGUGAAUUGCGAAGUAAUCCCUUUGAAGUUGGUGGUUAUAAGUGGUAUAUUUUAAUAUAUCCACAGGGAUGUGAUGUAUGCAACCAUCUAUCUCUGUUUCUUUGUGUUGCUAAUCAUGACAAGCUUCUUCCUGGAUGGAGUCAUUUUGCACAGUUUACAAUAUCUGUUGUAAAUAAGGAUCCAAACUUUUCCAAGUUCUCUGAUACUUUGCACCGUUUCUGGAAGAAAGAGCAUGACUGGGGUUGGAAAAAAUUUAUGGAACUCACUAAGGUGGAAGAUGGAUUUGUAAAUAAUGAGACUCUUCUCAUCAAAGCUCAAGUUCAAGUAAUUAGGGAGAAAGCACACCGCCCCUUUCGUUGCCUUGACUACCAAUACAGAAGAGAAUUACUUCGGGUAUAUCUAUCAAAUGUAGAGCAAAUUUGUCGGCGCUUUUUUGAAGACAGGAAAAACAAACUCAAUAAAUUGAUUGAUGAUAAAGUGAGAUGGUCGAGUUUCUGUUCCUUCUGGUUAGGGAUUGACCAAAAUUCAAGACGAUGCAUAUCAAGGGACAAGUUAGACACAAUAUUGAGAGUAAUUGUGAAACACUUUUUCGUAGAGAAGGAAGUUACUUCUACCUUAGUUAUGGAUUCCCUUUAUAGUGGUCUGAAGGCUCUUGAAUACCAAAGCGAGAAUAAGAAAGAAAGAAAGAGGAUAGAAAUGGAGGAAUCAGCUGUUCCAAUGGUUCGAGUUGAUAAAGAUAUGUUUGUUUUGGCUGAUGAUGUCAUAUCAUUGCUCGAUAGGGUGGCAUCAGAACCCUUGCCUGUAAUGUCUUUGCCUCCUAAAGAUGGAAAGGUUUCCCAGAAUCGUACUAAGGAGGGAAGUUCUUCUGAUGAUUUUAAUGAUUCCAUUGAACGUGAUGAGAGGCGCCUUACAGAGCUGGGUCGUAGAACUGUUGAAAUUUUUGUUCUAGCUCAUAUAUUUAGCAGUAGAAUUGAAGUUGCUUACCAGGAGGCUGUUGCUUUAAAGAGACAAGAAGAACUUAUUCGGGAGGAGGAAGAAGCUGGGCAAGCUGAGCAUGAGCUAAAGGCAAAACGAGCUGCUGGUGAUAAAGAAAAGCGUGCGAAGAAAAAACAGGGCAAGCAGAAGCGUAAUAAUCGAAAGAACAAGGAAAAACAGAGGGAUUUCAAGUCAGAUUUAGUAUUUAAUGACAAAACCCAAGAAGAAAAGUAUCUGGAUGAGAUCGCUUCCAGGGAGUUGUCUCUCGAACAUUUGAGUGUGAUGAAUGAGAGAAUGGACACACCAGAAGAUGCUUCUGAUAUUUCCUAUAAUGGUGGUGAUGUUGCCGUGCCUCUUUAUCCUGAUUUGGAGGAUCGGGAUAGUAAUCCUAAGAAUUGGGAGACGGAUGCAUUGGAACUUCAUCCUUCCAUAGAAGCCAGCGCAAGUGAAAUGUCAAGUUCUCUGCCAGAAAAGGCUAACCUUGGCUUGGAUGAUAGCUCCUCGAAUUGUUCGACUGACUCAGUUCCAUCUAUUGUCUCAAAUGGAACUUGCAGACGAAACUCUGUGAUUAUCAACAGCAUCCAAACUUCACCAGAUAGGGCAAAACCCUAUGGUGGCAAAUGCUCUCAAAACCAUCAGUCUGUUGCAAGCCAUCCUGGAGAAAUCCUUGAUAGUUCUCCAUCCACUUGCCAUGAAUUGGAAGGAGAUGAUGUUUCUCGGAAAAGUUCGAUACAGCGGCACUAUAGUCAUUUGGUGGAAAAGCAAGAACUGACGCCUAUCCCACUUAAGAACACAUCAAAAGAUCAAGGUGAUGCAGAAAAACUGUCAAAUAUCCGAACAUUAGAAUCAUCCUCUGCUUCACCUGAACCUGGGAGAAAGACCCAGCCACUUCUUCAACGGGCCAAGCCAUCACUGCAAAAUGGCACAACUGGCACUAACUCUAUAACUUCAUCAAUUGGUCUUCCUGCUUCAUCCAAAGAGCUACCAUCAAGUAAUCUCAAUGCCCCCAAGAGAUCUGCUGCUCUAUCAACAAAAUCAUCCCAUUCUUCUGCCACAAAAUUUUAUCCCACUCCUGCAGCGAAGAACAUUACAUCUCAACCAACCACUCCAAUCUCAAGACCUUCCAGUGCCCCUCUCAUUCCAGUAGCACCAAGACCAAACACAACCGCCAUUUCAACCGUGCAAGUCGCACCUCUCCUCUCACGUUCCACUUCUGCUACCACUCGGCAGGCCGCCGAUCCAUCUCCAUCAGCUCCAAGCUAUGUUCCUCAGUCUUAUCGCAAUGCGAUCAUGGGAAAAAAUGUCACGGGUUUGAACCUAGCUGGGUUCGCUCAUUCUCCUUCAGCCCCUUUGAUCCAAUCAUCCACUUCAUCAAGCCAAUCUACUAUAUCGUCCAUUUCUGCAUCUUUGUUUCCAACUCCAUCAAUGACAAGGAAAGAGCAGCAAAAAGCUUCCAAGCCUGGAUUAACCUUCGGAUCUGUAAAACCAGAGUCAUUGCACAUCCAUCAGCAAUCCAUCCUAACCAAAAGCGCCGAACCGUGCAACUCGAAUCUUCUUAGGGAACCAGUUUCAACCUCUCAUGGUGGCGUGGCUGAUGAGUUCCCUCACCUUGACAUUAUCAAUGACUUGCUCGAUGAGGAACAGAGCCUAAGCAACCAGUACUACUAUCACCCUCUACAUCAUCGUCACCAUUCCUUUAACGGCCGAUAUUCUUUCCCGGGUGACGCAGCUUCCGUCGACCUUAGCUCAGGUAGAUUUGAUCAAACCAAGCAGUAUUAUGAUGAUAACUUCCUGAGUAUCUACAGUAGCUCUUCUGGUCGAGCUCAUGAAGCUCAGGUGGAUCUUUCGAUGGCAUAUGCUAAUUGCCAGAUGGAUGGUUUGAUUCAGAGUACAUGGCCUUACAGUCCCGCCGAUCUCUCCCUAAUAAAUCUCGGCAGUACCGACGGAGGUGGAGACGGGUACUCUUACCAUAACCUCUCUGAUUAUCCUAACCUGGGUGGUGGACUGAAUGGAUACAGCUUGUAUCGGCCAUGAUCACAACCAGAAGAUCAAAAUAUCAUUUGCCCUGUAUGCUCUGAUAUUGUAAUAUGAAGGUAGCUGAAGAUCAUCACUGGAGUGAGGUGUUGCUUAUCCUUCUCUGCAGCUUUUGAUAGAUUGAACCUUUUGUAAAGAGUGAUUCUCCAUUUCAUUAGCUUUAGUUGCUGGCUCCGAGAAUGCUAAGGGUUUUCUAAAUGAAGUUUUACUUGCCUUCCAGUUCUGCUCAUGCAAGUUUUGGUGGUGAGUGAGUGAUCUGUAUUCAUGCAAUAGUUAAAAUCUUUCAUUUUAACAUUCUUCAGUUCCAGUUUCUUGUUCUCUCUAAAUUCUCUUCCAUUUAUUACAAAGUUUUCUUAGUAUCUAUUUUGGUGGAUAUCUUUUGUACUGAUUAUUUUGAUUAUUUUUAUGAAUUAUUAUAAUACUAAUGCAAGUUUUGUAUCUCAAAAACUCUA